Hippopotamus amphibius kiboko is the source of this 2524-nucleotide messenger RNA. It is a transcript of the gene MEFV, whose product is annotated as MEFV innate immunity regulator, pyrin. Gene Ontology annotation, molecular function: zinc ion binding. The transcript has 9 exons. The coding region runs from base 16 to 2052 and encodes 678 amino acids. The record is from RefSeq and is a predicted model, not a curated record. NCBI's taxonomy places the organism in Eukaryota, Metazoa, Chordata, Mammalia, Artiodactyla, Hippopotamidae.
CUCCUGGUCAGCGCCAUGGACAAGACCCAUAGUGACCAUCUGCUGUACUCACUGGAAGAGCUGGUGCCCUAUGACUUUGAGAAGUUCAAGUUCAAGCUGCAGAACACCAGCCUGGAGAAGGAGCACUCCCGGAUCCCCCGGGGCCAACUCCAGACAGCCCAGCCAGUGAAGCUGGCCGAUCUGCUGGUCACCCACUACGGGGAGGAGGAUGCCGUGCGGCUGACCCUGCAGGUCCUGAGGGCCAUCAACCAGUACCUCCUGGCAGAGGAGCUCCACAGGGCGAUUGGCCCAGAGUUUCAGGUACAAGAAAGUGAUACAGACAGUUCAGCAAUGUCUGGUUCCUCUGGGGAGAUUAAGCCCAAGAGCCUGAAGAUACCAGAUGGCCUGGAAGGUGACAAGCAGAGACAAAGUGGUGAUGGGGCUGGCUGCCCACCAUGCAUCCAGCCUGAGGCUGGAAGGGGGCCCCAGAAGAAGCCUCUGACCAAACGGAGAGAUCAGAAAGGGUCUGAGGGCCUGGAUGUGCAGGGCAAGCCAGGGGCCAGGAACACGACUCUGUUCUCCAAGAGAAGCUCCUUCCCUGGCAAGCCACAGGGGGAGAAGGGGAGUGAUCCGAGAGUCGGGCUACGCAGGAAUGCCAGCUCUGCAGGAAGGCUCCAAGGACUCUCCAGUGGGUCAUAUGCUGGGUCCCCGGGAAGGAGAGGAUUUAAGACAUCUGAAGCAUGUUUACCUUCAAGAAAGAAGCGACCCAAAAGCCUUGAAUUUACCAUUUCUCCAGGGGAGACAGAACCCCUCAAUCCAGAAAUUCUUCUGCUUCAAGAGAAAAUGAGAACUGAGAAUCAAGGCUCAGCAGCCGCACUGAACACAGGGGCUACUGUGGCUCCAGAGAAAGGCUCCAGGAAUCCAGAACAUGCCGUGACUCUGGAGGGGGGAGCACUCAAGAAUACAAUUUCCAAUGUAUCAUUGGCUGGAAAGAAGAAGAUCUGGGAGCAUCUGGAAUCGACAGUACCUGCAGAGAAGAGUGGAAUUGAGGCUCCAAAGACUUCUGAGACCUUGGAGGAGGCAGUAGACGGUGUGCUCCAUGAGCCUUCAAAUCCAGAAGGCCCUCCAUUUUCAGGGAGGCUGAAAGACAAGGCUGUGUGUCCCCUCUACCGUGCCCAAGAAGGAGACCCGGUUGGUGGCAGCUGUGUGCAUGUUUCCUGCAGCUGCUCCGUUGCUUCUAGGGAUCCUGAGGCCUCAUGCAGCCGCUCAUCCAGCUGCCCCCGGUGCCAGGACUUGCUCCUGGGGAAGAACCAUGGAAGCUGUGAAUGGCAGGAGGGCCUGCAGAUGGCCAGCCUGAGUCCCAACUCCCUGCCACAGUGUGAGCGUCACAUGAAGCAGGUCCAGCUGCUCUUCUGCGAGGACCACGGGGAACCCAUCUGUCUCAUCUGCAGACUGAGUCAGGAGCACCGAGGCCACCGGGUACGCCCCAUUGAGGAGGCCGCCCUGGAAUACAAGGAACAAAUUCAGAAGCAGCUGGAGGAUCUGAAGGAGUUGAGAAAAUCUAGAGAGGAGCAGAGAUCUCAGGGGGAUAAGAAGACACUGAACUCCCUGAAACAAGCUGAAACCCAGAAGCAGAGAAUCCAGAACCAGUUGGAGCAGUUGUGCCAGUUUUUAGAGCAGCAAGAGCAGCUCUUUGCGGCCUGUCUGGAGGGACUGGGCCAGACCAUCGGCCAGGUUAGGGAGACAUAUGGCACCCAAAUGACAAAGGACAUCGCUCUUCUUGAUAAGCUGAUUGGGGAGCUGGAGGCCAAGCAGUGCCAGCCGGAAUGGGAGCUUAUGAAGGACAUUGGAGUCACCCUGCACAGGGCCAAGAUGGUGACUGUCUCUGAGCUGUGGGCCACUCCUCCAGAGGUAAAAGAAAAGAUCCACCUGCUCUACCAGAAAUCAGAGUUUGUGGAGAAGCGCAUGAAGCUGUUCUUGGAAACCCUGCGUUCAGAAAUGGAAACGUUCAAUGUUAAUGAGAUUCUGGAAGCAGAAACUGCCCACCCCAACCUCAUCUUUCAUCUUCUCUGAUGACUUGAAGACUGUGAGACUUGGAAAAAAAGUAGGACCGUCUGCCUGCUAGUCCAGAAGGACUCUAUAGCUGAAUCAUUGUCCUGGGCUCUCCAAGUUUGCUCUCUAGCCGCCAUUACUGAGACAUGAAGGUGGCAGACAAGACGGGGUGGGUCCUGGGUGUCUGCAAGGCAGCAGCAGCAAGGAGAAUAUGACUCUGUCACCGGAGAAUGGUUAUUGGAUAGAAAUGAUGAGGAAGUAGAGUGAGUGCCAGGCGUCCGGCUUUCCCUAGACCCAGAUGAGGGAGGCCCCCAUGCAGGCAUCUUCCUGAACUACAAGACUGGGGACAUUUCCUUUUACAAUGUGACAGCCAAAUCCCACAUCUCCAGAUCCACUGGCUUCUUUCCCUCUGGGCCCCUUCAACCUACCUUCGGCCCCAGGACACACGAUGGAGAGAAGAACGUGGAUCCUCUGACCAUCCGUCCAGCAAGUG